This is a messenger RNA of Lineus longissimus, 904 nucleotides long. RefSeq names its product hemagglutinin/amebocyte aggregation factor-like. The record is from RefSeq and is a predicted model, not a curated record. Lineage: Eukaryota; Metazoa; Nemertea; Pilidiophora; Heteronemertea; Lineidae. The transcript is spliced from 3 exons. Bases 251 to 766 code for a protein of 171 amino acids.
UCUAACUGUACCCUAUCCACUGCUAACAGACAUAACAAGUUUUUUUCUGCCUAGCGCACACGUAUCUAAGCGAUCAUUCGAAUUGUGUUGCCAAAUCACAUGGUGUCACAAUUUAUCGUAAUCCAAAGUGAAUUCAGCACCUGUUCUGAUGAAAUAUCUGAUAACCCGUAAACCAAAAAUCACACCAAGGGUAUGAUUCCCAUCCGAUUUUAACCUUGAUCCGUCCUCAUUCACAAACUCAAAUUCAAGGAUGUUGGUUGUGCUCUUGACUACGGCUUUGUUUGCUGCGGCAUCAGGGGCUACUCUUUACCAGACUCCUUAUGAUGAUCCAUGGGAAAGGGAGUGUCCCCAAGGACAGCUGAUAACCCGCUUGGAGAGCUCACACGACAAUGGCCGUGAGGAUAGGGUGUGGACCAUUACUUGCUCAACCAACGGGCGAAUAAAGACAGGCGACAGGUGGUCGAGAGACUGGACAACCUAUGAUCAACCUCUCCGUCAUGAGUGUGGAAAUAGCGAGGUUCUUGCCGGUAUGAGAGGCCAACACGACAACGGGAAGGAGGACCGCCGCUGGCAGUUCAUGUGCCGACCUAUCUCUGGGCCACUCAUUAACUGCAGAUGGACUGGCUUUUGGAUAAACGACUGGGAUGAUCACAUGGACUACUCUAUCCCUGCCACCUACGUCCUAAAUGGUCUCUACAGCGAGCAUAACAAUGGAAAAGAGGACCGCCGAUGGAAAGUCAGGGUGUGUCAACUCGGCCAGUCGUGAGAGUGUCGCUGGAAGACUGGAAUGCACACUUCGUAUAAGAGUUAUGUUACUGCAUGUCUAUACUGUCCCCGCCGAUUUUAACUUGUGUAAUACUUCGAAGCAGCUCAGAGAAAUACAACUGAAUUUUUCUUUCGAGUA